Molecule: messenger RNA, 2265 nt
Organism: Durusdinium trenchii
Lineage: Eukaryota; Dinophyceae; Suessiales; Symbiodiniaceae
Source: the annotation of a GenBank genome assembly
AUGGAUGUGUCGGUGACGGCCACGGGAGUGGAUGUGAGGGUGCAGAUUGACGAGGACGGCUCCGUGGUCUGUGCAGCACUGAGCGAUGUGACUGGAGCUUGCACCGCUGACAUCGAGCUCUUGUCAACAUCUUCAGGUGGACUUUGGGGGUGCAAGGUGACCCGCUCCAAUGUUCUCGAUGAACGAUCGAGGUGCAUCACCCGGAGCAGCAUGUGGGUGGACGACGGCUGCUCAGGGCGCUUUUGGCUGGAGGGUGCUGAGGUGGACUGUCAGAGCUCGGAGCUGGACACCACGAUCCACGACGCCGCCUUCGCCUCCGUGCUCUCCGUGGGCCACCGCCACGCCUGCGCGCUGCGGAAGGAGGACCGCGCGGCCGUCUGCUGGGGCAAAGCGGACUACAUCGAUCCGGUGACCUUCAGCGCGCCUGCGGGAAGCUUCAAGUCCAUCGCCGCGGGCUAUGUGCACACCUGCGCGGUGGAUGAGGCGACUGAGCUGAUCACCUGCUGGGGAAGCGAUCUGCAUGGCGAGACAGCCGGCCCAGGUGGAAUCUCAACCUUUGACUACGUCACCUCAGGCUAUCAAUUUUCCUGUGCAUUGAGAUCCAGCGACCACAAGGCAGAGUGCUGGGGAUUGGAUGAUUCUGGUCAAGCAUCUCCGCCGGAUGUGGCAUUCCUCACCAUCUCAGCUGGCUAUCGGCAUGUUUGUGGCAUUCAGUUGGCUGACUACCAGAUCCUAUGCUGGGGCUUGAACGACGUGGGCCAAUGCAGCCCCCCUUCUGGAGAGUUCCUCUCCCAGAGUGAUCGUGGCGAGCCUUUGCCCCAUGGCAGCCUCAGCUCUGGCUGGGCGCAUGGCUGUGUCGUGCGCAAGAGCGACCAGGGCAUCAGCUGCUGGGGCGACAACAGCAAUGGCCAGACAGAUGCGCCACAGGACGCUCGCUUCAUACAAGUGUCUGCAGGUCACUACCACACUUGCGGUUUGCAUCAGGUUCUUGCUGGACAAGGGCCAGGUUUGGUGAAGAAUGGCACCGUGCGCUGCUGGGGCCUCGACACCUUCGGCCAGAGCUCACCGUACUCGGCCACUUCCACUCCGUCCGUUGGGUUCGGAGGGAUCGCCCUGGAUGACGACUAUUCCUGUGGAUUGUGCUUUGAUGGGGUGGCCUACUGUUGGGGCAAGGACGACUUCGGCCAGGCGAGCCCACCGACCGACAGCUUCAGCAUCUUUGGUCUUCCGGAUGAGUUUGAGAAUGUCACUUGCCAAAGUGACAGCGCUGCCAGCAGUCAGCGCAUCAAGGGGAUCUCCGGAGCUCGAGAUGCCAGUGCCAGCGCGAGCCUGGUGUAUGAGAGCACCGUGGGCUAUGCGGAGGCUUUCUUAACUUUGACUGGCCUCUCUGAGGGUAGUACCUAUGGCAUCUACUGCACCGUGGAGGAUGACGAAGUCCCGGUGCUCAAUGUGCUGAGCAACAGCGUCAUCGCGGCAGUGGGGAGAGAAGUGACCAUGCCCGACAGGACUGCGCCCCAGUGGGUGGCCGUUCGGUCCGUUGCGCCGGCACACCGGGGAGCUGUUUGGCUGACGGUGGCCAGUGACGAGCCGGUCAAGGCCUAUUGCGUGGCAAGGCGUGAUGGCGAAGCUCCACCCACCCGGAGUGAGAUCCUGAAAUCUUCAUCCUUGGGCUAUGGUGUGUUGAACCUCACCAACUCCAUCCUGCUGGAGAACUUGGCCUUGGAUACCUCUUAUGACGCCUACUGCACCGUGCGGGACCUGGCAGGUAAUUGGGCAGCGGACCAGGUGCUGGCAGAGAGCAAGUUCGAUUUCCAUGUGGCACGUGACCUGGUUCCACCGCAGCUGCUGAGCACCGAGCCUUCUUCUGGGAGUACGGUGGUGUGCGAGGCGGAUGGCUUUGAGGCGGGAUGCAAGACCACCUUGAAGCUGAUUUUCGAUGAGGAUCUCCACCGUGGCGUGGGGAACUUGACGGCCGUGUGUUUGAACAACCCGGGGAUAUGUCUGGACCUCGACCUGCCCAUGGAGACUGAGACCAGCACGCAUGGAAGCUCCAGCAUCUUAUUCAAUGAGCUCACCGUUCACUUCACCACACCCUUGACGGAUGCCUCGAACUUCAAGGUCGUCAUUGACUCGGGGGCCUUGCGAGACAUGUCCGGAAACCCGGUGAGUUUGGAUGAGACCUGCGUAGAUUGGAUCCCUGCCACGGCCAAAGAUGCGCUGCCAGACGCCUGUCUUGGGACCUUCGCCUUCUGGACUCCCUCCUAA